AUGCAAACUAAAAAAGAAGCUAGUUCAUUUAUAUAAAAGUAAAACAGUGUCAUUUAGUUUUGUAAUUAGUAGGAUCGUCUUAAAGAAAGCUUAGAAGAAGAAAAUUUUAAAGAAUCAUAGUAAUUCAACACUGAAAACUAAAAAUUAUAAAAUGAAUAUGACUAUCAAAGUACUCCAAAAAAUAGUUGUGACAUUAAUAAAAAGAAUAUAAAAUGGAUAAAUUCAAUGAAAGAUUCCCAAGAAAGAUAGAAACUAAAAAAAUAAAACACCUUAAACAGCCAAAAAAAUAGGAACCAAUAGGAUUAGUUUUAAAGCUUUAAUAGUAGAGGAAAACGAUCCGUUUAUAAAAAAGAUAAUUAUAGUCCUUAAGAAAGCUAAAUUCAAAAAGAAAAUUAGCAAGCGGAAAUAGAUAAUAUAGAUAAAAAGUCUAUUGGUCAAUUAAAAGAACAUACUGAAAUUUAGACUCCCUCAAUAUAAUAAAAUGAUGAAAAAACAUCAGGGCAAAAAGAUUGCAAUUUUGAAGUAGAUGAUGAAAGUACUUACGUUAUGUUUUCUCUUUUUCUUUUCAGUAAUGAUAACGCAGUAAGAAUAUUUUGUAAUAGAUUCAUCAAUUCUAGAGUUUAAGCUUUAAUAGAAAUUGCUUUCACUAUUACAAAUGUAAUAGCCCUAAUGCUUACUGACUAUUCAUACAGAAUAUAUGGCAAUAAUUAUUUAGAGUAUGGAUUAAAUUAGGCUAAGUACAUUUUAGAGAUUGUUUCAAAUUCUGUUUUUACUCUCUUAGCUUUAACAAAAAUAAUUUCAAAUGGAUUCCUUUUAGGAAAGAACACAUUUCUGAGAAAAAAAUGGAACAUAUUCGACCUUUUAAUUUUAUCAAGCUCAUGGAUUAGUAUAGAAUAUAAUGAUAUAGAGAUCUUGAAUAUUAUUAAAGUUUUUAGAGUUUUGUUUUUAGUAAGGACUAAUUAAUACAUUUAGCAUUAAGUUGAUUGCUUUGUGGUAGGUUUUAAAGAGCUAUGGAAACCUUUCAUUCCGUUUUUCUCAGUAGUAUUGUUAUACUCAGUAAUAGGACUAUACUUUUUUAAUGGUUUAAUGGAGAGUAAAUGUAGAUAGACUCCUGAUCCUACUUUAGAUCCAUACUCUUGGCCUAUUUUAGAAGAUAGCCCUUAUCUUUGUGGCUAUACAACUUGUCCUGAUGAUAGUUAUUGCCGUAAUCCCUCUGAUUACAAUCUUCCUGAAAUUCCAUCUGAUAACAAUUAUAUAGAAUUAUUUUAUGGAUUUACAAAUUUUGAUACAAUAUGGCAAUCAAUGUACACGGUUUAAAGUUUUUUCACUGUAAAUGGUUGGAGUACAGUGACAGAAAUCUAUUAGAGAGCUUAAAACAAAACAGUCAGUUAGAUUUAUUUUGGAUCUUUAGUUCUACUAUUAGCUCAUAUUUUUGGAAACAUGGUCCUUGCAACUUUGCAUGAAAGCUUUAUGGAACAUCAUAGUAUAAUUAAAGAUGAGGAUGAUAAUUAAAAUUAAAUGAUGAGAAACCUUGAUUUAAAAAUGCUCUUGAAAAAAGAUAUGACUAUGCAAAAAAAAUUUACUUAAGUAAGGCAUUCCCACACAGGGAUCAAGAAAAGGAAAACCCUUUUCAACAAAAUUUUAAGCGAGUUUGCCCAGGAUUCAAGCCAAAAAGAAAGCCAGAAUUUAAAAAAACAUAGCUUUUUCAGUUAAGUCAAAAAUAGCUUAAAACAAAUUUAAAAUUCUUCUAUUUAUGUUAUAAUUAGACAUACAAACAUAUGCCUAUAGAUAGUUGUUUUAAGUUUAGACAGGGUCUCAAUUAAAGAUGAUCAACUCUCAAUCUUGUAUAUAAUUGACUUUAUUACAACUCUUAUACUAUUUUUAGAGAUCACAAUUGAGCUUAUUUCUUUUGGUUGGAAAAAAUACUGGAAAGAGUAGUUAAACAAACUAGACUUGUGUAUAGCGUUGGCUCACAUAAUAAUGUAUUGCAUAGAAACAAAUAAUUAGCUAGAUAUAUUUUUUGCUACUAAUUAAUACAGUAUUUUCAUUCGUACAACAAAGGUAUUAAGAAUAUAUAGACUGAUUUACACUUUAACUAUAUUUUAGAGUAUAAAAGUUAUCUUAAAAACUUAUUCGAAAACUUUAAAGAUGAUAACUGGAUAUUUUAUAGUUAUAUCUAUUCUCAUUACACUCUAUGCUUUGAUUGGGAGAGAACUGUUUUCUUAAAGAGUUCAGUAUGAUGACAUGAUGAUAAACUUCAAUAGUCUCUCGGAUUCUUUUUUAGCUGUACUUCUAUUUUGCUUUGAUGAAGAAUGGCAUAUUGUAAUGUAUCAAUACUACAACUAAAUAGGAUAUAGAAGUAUGAUUUACUGCUUGUUUUGCACAUACACUUGCUCUGUAAUCAUGGUCAGUCUAUUUAUUGCCAUUUUUAUAAAUAAUUUUAUGGAUUGGCUUCGCUUUUUUGAAGAUUAAAUUUACACUUCUUCGCCUUUUAUAAACAGCAUUUUUAAAUUCUUUUCAAAUCUUUAUUGUAGAUUGUAGUAAUAUUUUUUAUAAAAUGGCAGUGAAAAUACAUUAAACUAAAAUAUUGACUUAAAAGAAUAAUAAAUAAAUUAAAUUCCACCUUUAGAAGACUAUGCAUCUAAGUCUGCUUCACAUUAAAAUUUUACAAAAGAAGAAGAACUAUUUAAUAAUAGUUCGCACAAUGUUCAAAAAAUUUCUAAAUUCGUCAAUUCAAACGUUUUGGCUAAUCAUAAAUCAGAAUUUUUAGAAUAGCGAAAAUUUUCAAUAACUAAAUCUAACUAUUAAUAAAUAUCUGUUUUACCUGUAAUUUAUUAAAAAUCUGUAAAUUAAGUGCAUCAUAGUGAAAAAGCGCUAAGUAUUUUUAACAGAAAAAAUACCAUUAAUCAAAUGGUAAGUCCUUAAAACAUAUAAGGAGAUCAUUAGGCAAUAUUAAAUUCCAUAAAAGAAAAAUUCACUGAUUUUGCUAAUUAAGAUACAGGAUCUAAACAAAAUUAAAACAACAAAUCAGAGUUUUAAAAUGUAAUAACUACAAUUAAUGAUGAAUAAAAGGAUGAAAUAAACUAAUUUAUUGAUAAAUAAUCUAAUCAUUAACAACAAGCUUCCAACAGCUAAUUAGAAAAGCAGUAAAUCUAAGAUAAAUAAUAAGAAAAUGAAAUAAAUUUAGAAAACUAAAGUUAAAAAUUAUGUGAAAAUAAAGAGCAAUAUGGAGAUGAUUUUGGAAUAUUGUAAAAUAUAUAAAAUGUUUAAAAAAAUGAAGAUUCUAAAAAUUAAGAAGAAUAAAACAGUGAGUUUGAUUCUUCAAGUUAGCAAUCAAAAGAAAGCUAAUAAUAGAGUAAUUAAAUGAAAGAUGAUAAAUAAACAGAAAUUUAUAUCUAACAAGCAUCAGCAAAACGAUUCUCUUUUUUCAUUUUUUCUGCCUAAAGUUGUUUUAGGAUUUACUGCAAGAAAAUAGCAGAUCACUCUUUAUUUAAUAAAUUAAAAAUAGUUUUAUUAUUAUCAUUUGCAUUAGUUUUGGGUAUUUUAGAUCCUUACUUAGAUAUAUAUAGCUCAUUUGGAAAUUUCUUAAUUUGGGCAGAUUUUUGUAUGAUGAUCAUUUUUAAUAUAUAAACGAUUAUUUACAGUAUAGCAUAUGGUCCUAUAUUAUAUUUAGGUAAUAACUCCUUUGAUUUAAACAUAAAUAACUUUCUAGAAAUAGUAUUUAAUAUCUUUCAUUUCCUUUACUUUCUUCCUUUUUCAAACUAAACAAUCUAUGUUUUGAGGAUCUUUAAAAUUUUCAGACUACUUUUACUCCUUCCGUUCCUAUAAAAUAAUUUUAGCUAAAUCAACUUUGCAGUUCGUGUAUGCAAAGCUUGCUUGCCAAGAAUGUUAAAAAUAAUGAUUUUUGGUAUUAUUUUUGCUUUCAUUAAUAGUGUUUUUGUAACUAAGCUGCUGAAAGCUUAAAUGAAUUUCUGCUAAUAUGAUGAGACAAGCUUCUCGGAUUUUGAGGUGGUGACUGAUAAAGAUUGUAUGGACGUUGGAGGAGACUGGGUUGAAUAUAAAUACUAAUUUAAUAAUGUUUUCUCAAGUAUAGCAGUCUUGCUGAUGGUGCAAACUUCUGAGGGAUGGACACAAAUCAUGGAAUAGUAGUUUAACUAUACUUCUCCAAAUACUUAACCAAAAAAGGAGCAUUAAAGCUUUUGGAUAUUAUUUUAUAUUCAGUUUUAUUGCAUUGCAAAUUUUUGUAUUUUAAAUAUGUUUGUUGGAGUUGUUGUAGAUACAUUCAAAGAAUUAAAAGAAAAUGAAGCAAAACUUGAUAAAUUAACUCCUCAAUAGAAAGAAUGGUAUUACAUUAAAUACUCUAUUUACAGCUUAUCAAUAUCAAAAAAAAUUACUCCUCCAGAAGAUAAAAUUAGCUCAUUUAUAUACGAAACUUUGGAAGAAAAGAAAUACUUAAAAUAUUUAUUUAACUUUUUUACAGUGCUAAAUUGUGCAUCUAUUUUAGGAUAUACACAUAGAUAAGACGAGUAAAAGCUGAACAUUUUAAACCUUAUCAAUUUAUGCUGUAUAAUAACGUUUUGUAUUGAGCUAAUUCUAAACAUGAUCAGUUUAAGAAAAGUUUAUUUUGAAAAGAAAUGGAAUAGGUUUAAUAUUGUGAUGAUAAUUAUGGCGAUUAUCAACAAUUACUUUUAAACGACGAUAAAUUACAAAUCUUAUGAUUAUUUUUAUAAAAUAUUUGGAGGAAUCGCAUGGAGUCUUUAGCUUAUCAAAGUUUAUAGAAUUUUGGCUCAUUUGAAAGUUCUGAAGAAACUACUAAACAGUUUUUUUGGAGCUGUUUCCAACAUUUUUGGAUUGUCAACUCUUGUUUUCCUCUUCCUUUAUGUUUCAGUGCUCUUAGCGAUGAAUCUUUUUCCUUAUAUAAAAAAUUAAAAUACAAUUGACGAUUAUGAUACAAACUUUAAUAGUUUCAUGAUGUCUUUACUAACAUUAAUUAGAAUAUCAACGAGCGAGCUGUGGUUUCCUAUCACUGCGGAGUGCGCAGCUUAGCAAUCAUCUGUUUUUGUGUGUAGAUAAGACAUUUACACAUAUGAUGAUUAUCUUAAGUAUGGUAAAAAUUCAUGUGGAUCUAACCUAUCUUACUUCUUUUUUAACAUAUAUUACUUCGUUUUUACUCUCUUUAUACUCAAUCUUUUAAUUGCUUCGAUCAUACUUUCAUAUAAAGAAGGCUACAUUUAAGAAGAAAGUGCAAUCAAUUUAUAUUAACUUGAUGAUAUUAAGAAAUUGUGGUCUAAUUUUGAUCCAGAAGGUCACGGCUUCAUCAACUAUAAACUGUUUUGGUAAUUUUCUAGUUAAAUAGCAUAAAUAUUUGGUAUAAAGUAAGAAGAUCUUUUGGAUGUAUCUCUAAAGAAAAAGUUUCUUGAAAGACUUAAUAUUCCUAUGUUUGAAGAUCCUUAUAACAAAACGCUGGUCUACAAAUUUCAUGAUGUCAUCAUUAAAUUGGCAGAAAUUUCCCUUAAAAUAAAAUAUUAAAUAGAAAAUCUAGAACCAGAUAAUAAAGAUAUAAAAAGAUAUCACAAAAGAAUGCUUUUGAAGUAAGAAAAGAUAAAGAACGUCUAGUAUUACUAAAAGUCUAUGUUUAGGAGUAGAGACAUGGUUGUUAUCAUAACCAUCAUCAGGAAGAUAAAAGAAUGGAAAAAGAGAUAUUUAGAAAAAGACAAAGACUACUAAAUUUUUGAUAUCAAAAAUUUGACAAAGAGAUUGUAAAUAGUAAAGCAGUAAGAAAUUUAAUCUUAACUAUCGAAUCAAAUCAAAGAAACACAAAAAAGUGAAAGCUUAAUAUAAUAAAAAGAAGAUAAUUAGAUUUAAAACACUGAAUAACAACAACAACCAUUAUUUCCCAAAUCUCAGAAUUAGAAGUGCCAAGAUGAUGAUACCCUCUUUAUUUUGAAAGAAAACUUUUAGACAGAGCCAAUAUCACCAGUUAGGAGAGCAUCAGAAAAUACUAAAACUCCUUUAAGCGCUUUUACAACUAAUUUUGAUAAUCAAACAUCAAAUAAUCCGUUUUAAGAGCAUCAAACCAUAAAUCCAGACAAAGAACUCUAAUAAAAUGAGAUAAUAUGCGAUAACACAGAUGAGUCAAUAGGAAAAAAUGCUUCAUUAUAGAUAUUAGUACCUAAUAAUUAAAUUAAAAGGAAAGCUUCGAUAUUCAAAAAAGAGUAAAGAGUCUUUUAAUAAAAAGAAGAGAAAGAAGAUUUUGAUAUGUCUAAUUAAAACAAAUAAAAUAAAGCCAGAAACUCGCAAUAUCUAUAGGUAAAUGCAUUUAUCAGCAACAUAUAACAGAUAACAAUAGAAAAUUACGAUGACGAAGUUAAUAAUCAAAAUGAAGAUGAAUAAAUAAAUUGA
Tetrahymena thermophila SB210 is the source of this 6402-nucleotide messenger RNA. RefSeq names its product cation channel family protein. Gene Ontology annotation, cellular component: voltage-gated calcium channel complex; membrane. Gene Ontology annotation, molecular function: high voltage-gated calcium channel activity. The transcript has 11 exons. Gene Ontology annotation, biological process: calcium ion import across plasma membrane. NCBI's taxonomy places the organism in Eukaryota, Ciliophora, Oligohymenophorea, Hymenostomatida, Tetrahymenidae. The record is from RefSeq and is a predicted model, not a curated record.